AAUCAAUACCUACGGAUGUUAAGUAUGAAUACAUGUUACUUUGAGUUGGAUGUAAUAAUCCAUAAGACUUAAUAACUGAAAAGUCACGAAUGAUUGACUAUAACACGCCUUUUACAUAACUAAUACCAUUUUUUAAUGUAAUUUUAUGUUUUCGUACUUCUACAUAUAAAAGUACUGCAUAUUUUAUUGCGCGGAAGCGAGGUUCGCUAGCUGUUCAAGGUCAACGUGGGCAGAGAGAACGAAGUGAAUAUGACCCAGUUUCUCCCACCCAAUUUACUAGCCCUUUUUGCUCCACGCGAUCCCGUGCCCUAUCUUCCUCCACCGGAUAAGUUACCCCAUGAAAAGAAAAAUCGUGGUUAUGUUGGAGUUGGCGGAUUUCUGCAGUAUUUUGAGGAUCCAAAGGACACCCCUCCACCUACAAGGGUGGAGACAAGAGAGGAACGUAUGGAACGAAGGAGACGAGAGAGGGCAGAACAAGUUGCAUAUAAGCUAGAACAAGAGAUUGCUGUCUGGGAUCCUCACAGUAUUCCAACUGCUACUGGUGAUCCUUUCAAAACAUUGUUCGUAGCUCGCAUUAACUAUGACUCUUCAGAGUCAAAAUUGCGAAGAGAGUUUGAAGUGUAUGGACCAAUAAAAAAGAUUGUGGUGACCCACAAUACAGUGAAUGGCAAGCCACGGGGCUAUGCAUUCAUCGAAUAUGAGCACGAGCGGGACAUGCACUCUGCCUACAAGCAUGCUGAUGGCAAGAAGAUUGAUGGCCGUCGUGUAUUGGUGGAUGUUGAGAGAGCACGCACGGUCAAGGGCUGGCUUCCGAGGAGACUUGGUGGUGGUUUAGGUGGUACUCGAAGAGGAGGUCCUGAUGUGAACAUCAAACAUUCAGGGCGUGAAGACAAUGAACGGGAAAGAGAAAGGUAUCGAUUAGAAAGAGAGCGAGAAUCUGCUCGUGGUGGCAACCCUGAUAGGGAUCGUGUAGAGAGAGAUCGGCCUGACAGAGACAGGAGACGUACUCGAAGCAGAGACAGGGAGAGGAUAGAUAGAGACAAGCGCAGGAAGUCUAGAAGUCGUUCAAGAGACAGAAAGCGUCGUCGCAGUCGUGAACGUGUGAAGGAAAAGGACCCAGAAAUUGAGGAGGUUGAACGAGAUGAUCGUGACCGAGUUCGUGACAGAGAUAGGGAUCGUGAUAGGGAAAGAGAUCGUGAUCGUAAGCGAAGACGUAGUCGUUCCAGAGAAAGAGACAGAGAACGUGAUCGUGGUGACAGAGAUCGAAAAAGGGAUAGAAGGGACAGAGAACGUGAUAGAGGAGACAGGGACACAAAGGAUCGUAGAGAUCGUGAGUUUGAGCGUUCAGAGGAGAAAGAAAUUAGAAUCAAGCAAGAACCACCANAAAAUUUUGAUUAUCCUGAUUAUGCUGCAGCAAACUAUGAGGAAGGAAACUAUGAAGAUACAGCAGUGAAGUAUGAACAAGAUGAGGACAGAUACAGGGAGGGAGAGGAGGAAAAUGAAGCCAAUGGAAGAAACUAUAAUAAUGAAUAUGAAGGAGAGGAUUACUGA
This is a messenger RNA of Cryptotermes secundus, 1551 nucleotides long. Its product is annotated as U1 small nuclear ribonucleoprotein 70 kDa. Gene Ontology annotation, cellular component: U2-type prespliceosome; precatalytic spliceosome; U1 snRNP. The transcript is spliced from 11 exons. The coding region runs from base 250 to 1551 and encodes 433 amino acids. Lineage: Eukaryota; Metazoa; Arthropoda; Insecta; Blattodea; Kalotermitidae. Gene Ontology annotation, molecular function: mRNA binding; U1 snRNA binding. The record is from RefSeq and is a predicted model, not a curated record. Gene Ontology annotation, biological process: mRNA splicing, via spliceosome.